Molecule: messenger RNA, 2178 nt
Organism: Paramacrobiotus metropolitanus
Lineage: Eukaryota; Metazoa; Tardigrada; Eutardigrada; Parachela; Macrobiotidae
Exons: 3
Coding region: 146-1948 (600 amino acids)
Source: RefSeq, a predicted model, not a curated record
UUCACUACCGCUAUGCAGCCGACACGAACCGGUUUCCAUUUACAGAAGUUUUGUCUUGCAGUUGUUAACAGUAAUUUUGUCAGCUAAGUCUUCAAAUAAGCGAGCAUUCCCGCGAUUGCUGAUUUAUACAGAUCCCGAAAGUAUAAUGCACCCUUGGACAAACUGCGUCUGGUCUGCUCUUCUUUUGAAACUACUGCGUUACAGCACCGGCAAAAGCUUAGAUGACGGGUUCCAGAACGACAAUGCUGGGAUGUUUAGGCCGCUUCCGAACUUCAACACCGAACUGAUGACACGUGACCAGUGUGAGCUGCAGUUCACCGCCCACUGCGGAGUGCGCUUCAACGUUAGCGGCUCUCUCGCGUGCGCGCAGAAUCAAGGGCUUGCCAUUAACUGCAGCAGCCAAGCCUCAAACGAGGAAGUGAGGCACCUGGCGAUAGCGCUAUGCAAACCGCCGCUGAAAGCGGUGUUCAUCAGUCUGAAUGACGGACCCCUAGUCGUUUUCGAAAACGUGGCGCCGGUGCGCGAACAGACGGUUGUCUUCCAACUGCAUAACUGCCGUUCUACGCGCGCCACCAAGAAAUUGGCCCAACUGCGCCUGCCGCAUUUGCUGGAAUUCAGCGUCCACAACUGCCGCGCCUUGGAUGUAAGACUAGCCGACUUUUGGCAGUCCGCCAAACUCCGACUCAUCCAGUUCGCCAACACCACACUGAACGUCCUCGAAGAAGGCACCUUUGCUGAUUUGCCUGGACUGCGACUGUUGUCGUUGGAGCGCGGAUUAGUCGAAAUGUUGGAGUACCCCGAAGAUAUUCACAACUAUAUAGUGAGACUGCAUUGCGGCUGUGAGUUUAAGCAGUUCCGGCGCUGGUUUAGCAACAGCGGAUUAAUGCAGUAUGCGAACGAAGGGCAGAUUUACCGCAUCGAAUACGACUCGUGGCGCAACGAAGAUUUAGAGUUCGACAAUGUUUUCCUGCCCAUCGACUGCACCGAAGCAGCGUUCCCGAAUAAAACGCUUGCAAUUCGGAGUAGUCUUUACUCGUUUUCGGUUAACGAAGACCUUUAUAAUGAUCCCUUCUCAUCACGGUGUGAAAAUCAGACCAAAACCGUUGACGAGUCCCUCAGUUUCUCGAGCCAACCGAUGACUGACAAUGAGUGCGCCGUGCAACUGCUCAAUCAGUGUACUUCUAUGCAGCGGGAUUACAGUUGGUGCGACGAGCACUGGCCACACGACCCAUUUGUGGAUGUCAACUGCACGGACGAUGAACGGGUGCGUGAGACGCGCGAGGUGGCUAAGGCGCUGUCACGGCAGCCACCGCGCCCGACGGUCUGGACUUUUUACGGAAAUCUUCCCGUUGUGUCGUCCGACAUUGCGCCGAUUCGACAGACCAUCUUUUUAUUCGAAUUAUUCAACUGCAUCAGCAGUCGUUCGACGGCGCUACCUGGUGAUUUCGGUUUGACCAGUCUGUUGCACUUUAGUAUUUGGUACUGCAGCGAUCUGGACGUGGAGCGUGACGAUUUCCAACGCCUUCAAAAACUACGCAUCCUGACGUUUGUCAAUACCACGAUUCGCAGUCUACAGAGUGAUUCCUUCAGUGAUCUGACAGCAUUGAGCUUGUUGAGUCUCGAAGCCUAUGACUUUAACCCGUUUAGCUCUAACCCGGCACGGGACUUUGAGCCGCGAUAUCGCGAGUAUUUGUGGCGAUUGCAUUGCGGCUGCGAUUUCGCGUGGUUCCGCCAAUGGUGGACGAACAACACGCUGCUCCUGCACGAAAACGAUACAGUAUGGGGUGAAGUGUACACCUUCCGCGGUUUUGCCACCAGCUCUCCGUUGUCUCGUCGAGACAUCUAUCUGCCGAUUGACUGUGCAAUACCAAUUCCGCGCAGCGUCUAUGACGUUAAAUACAAUGAAACCGCUUAUUCACGACACGCAGAACCGUGUAAGGUACAGUAACCAAUACGUCCUGGUUUCACGAGGGUUCGUCCAUCGAUAAUUUGAUUUGUCUCUACAUUUUGCGCUGUUUAUGGCAAACUGAGCAGAAUAUUUUAAUCGUUUUUUUUCAGCUUUUACGUUCAUGAACUAAUGUGUAAAAUGUGAAUCCAGUGAAUAGCAAAGCACAAAAUUCCUCUCGAGGUGUCUUACUGUUACUCGGCGUGUCUUACUGUUGUUUCUUAAUCUCACGA